AUGAGUUUAGCUUUACAAGAUUGGAAAUGGGAACCACUAAUUGAUUCCGAUUUAGAUAAGUGGUUGCUCAUGAAAGAUGAAGAAUCGGAAAAGGAAAUAAUUGAUCCCUCAAUCAAAGCACAUGAUUAUGGAGCAUCAAAUGAUGUCUCAGUUAAUGUUUCAGGCAACUGGAUAAAUGAUAGCAGUUGUGAGUAUAAAUUUUUUAUAUCAGUAAAGGAAAAUCUCGAGUUCAUUAUAUUCAACCAUAAUUAA
Messenger RNA from Pediculus humanus corporis (human body louse), 252 nucleotides. RefSeq lists its product as uncharacterized. The transcript has a single exon. NCBI's taxonomy places the organism in Eukaryota, Metazoa, Arthropoda, Insecta, Psocodea, Pediculidae. The record is from RefSeq and is a predicted model, not a curated record. Bases 1 to 252 code for a protein of 83 amino acids.